AAUACAGUUUUUAGUGUUCACUAGGGUUAGAUUCUAUGCUAAAUUUCGACCUCAAAACAAUUUUGUAGCUUAAUAUAUGUGUACUAUGUCAAUCAGGUUAUUAAAUUUAAUAAAUUCAUUUGCAUAUUAGAUUAUCGAGUUAGAUUAUAUCGAUUAGGUUAUCGAUACGCCCUUGAUGUCCGCUGCUGGCCAAUACCUUAUUCUCUGUUCUAGUGCAGUGUGACAAAUAUUUGAAUUUCAACGCCCAAAUGGCUUAGUAUUCUAACCAGGCACGGGAAGGUUGUUUCAUCACUAGUAUCUUGAAACAAAAGCAAACGUAUAAAACGAAUUGAAUUUUACUAAAGGGCAUCAGACGUCAGAAUUCUGUUCCACUAUUAACUUUAGCUCCCAUAAAUUAAAACAUAAACAAAAUGUUUAAGCUGUUUAUCUUCACCUGUGUCCUUGCCUUCGCUGCAGCCAAGCCAGGUUAUUUGGUCAGUGACGUCGCACCGGUAGCCGCUGCCUAUACCGCUCCUAUAGCUGCGGCAUACACUGCUCCUCUUGCCUAUUCAGCCUAUUCCGCGUAUACUGCACCAGUAGCUGCCUACUCAGCCUACCCGUACGCCUCGCCCUACGCAGCUUACUACCUCCGUCGUUAAUAUUAAACAAAAAGCCGAAAAUCAUGUUAAUCUUGUAAAUCUUAUGAACAUUAAACACAUGCGUAUCAAAAUAUUCGCUAAUCUCUAAAGAA
Messenger RNA from Bombyx mori (domestic silkworm), 730 nucleotides. Its product is annotated as pupal cuticle protein C1B. The coding region runs from base 411 to 638 and encodes 75 amino acids. The transcript is spliced from 2 exons. The record is from RefSeq and is a predicted model, not a curated record. Lineage: Eukaryota; Metazoa; Arthropoda; Insecta; Lepidoptera; Bombycidae.